UCCAGUCUCCUUUUAUUUAAACUUCCAUCUAACGUUUGGAUCGUGCUUUUUAAAUUUUAUAAAAUACAAAAAGACAUACCCUUUCGACUAAUCAGAAGAAAGUUUAUGGGCCUUUCCAACGUUUUCUAAAUUGAUUGUGAACAAACGCGAAAUGGCCAAUAAGAGAUCUUUCAAAACCACCAAUUGGCCCGGAAUCCUGGACUCUUCACAUGCUCUGAGGAAGUUCUUUGAUUCCAGGCCACAGCCACCAAAUGUAAUCCUAAAGACCGAAGUCCAGGACAAACAGCCCAUCUAUACUCCUCCAACCUUUUUGGCAGUCGAGCGAGAUCAUCAAUCUUGGAUGAACGGCGCUUGGCAAUUGGCUACUUUACCUUCGGAUAUAUCGGAAGUAGCGAAAAAUAUCAAAGGGUUAAAAGACCGGCAGCGUAAGAAGUUAGAACGCAAGAUAUGGGCCAGGCCGGCGAAAAUCGAUAUUAGCAAGAGAGCUGCAGGAUUGGCAGCAAGAAACCAAGAGAAGCCCAUAGGGCAACGGCAGACUGAAAUGUCUCCGAAACCUACGAAUCGUCAAAAACCCCGUUGGAUUAAGGUCAAGACACCCAAGCCAUUGCCCCAAAAGCGACCAGUCCAAGCCUUCCAUCACCAUCGGCUGUCACAACACAAGAACAUCUUGAUCGUGGACGCCAAGAAAUUGCAGAAUCCAGUCCACUUGGCUGGCGGAGUAGAACAGCCCCAGAACAGUUUUACAUCUGGGCGGAAUAGGGGUCCAAGACUCAAGAUGAGCAGCCGUUCGAAGAAGACUUUCAAUGUCCCUCUGUGCAGUCGUCCCACGGAGAUCAUGGACCUGCGCCUUCCCUACUCCCAACAGAUGCGGGCGCGCCAAGAGAAGCUCUUCCAGCAGCCGGAGUACCAUGACCAGUACAUGCGCAUGUUGUACCAACAGCAGCGCCAUCAGGAGAUGUGCCAACAGGAACAACUGCAGCAGAACUACGAACGGCAAAUGUCCAAAAUGUCCCAGCGACCCUAUUCGAUCCUGACGGAUGCCAUGUACGAUGAUCAGCAGCAGUCAGCAGUGUACUCUGUGCCUUCCAAGACUCCGUUGAAACAUUUGAGGGCUGGCAAGCGGUUAUGCGGCAACUUUUACUAUAAAUAGUUUUCUAUAUUAAUAAACAUGUAGUCAAGAAGCCAAAGUUAGGGACUAAGAAUCCCUUGAAAUGCCUUUCUUAAAUUUAAAAAACAAA
Drosophila eugracilis is the source of this 1238-nucleotide messenger RNA. RefSeq lists its product as uncharacterized. The transcript has a single exon. The record is from RefSeq and is a predicted model, not a curated record. Bases 152 to 1150 code for a protein of 332 amino acids. NCBI's taxonomy places the organism in Eukaryota, Metazoa, Arthropoda, Insecta, Diptera, Drosophilidae.